UGACUUGAACUUUAUCUUUUCUUUGAUCAAUGCCACCAAUUUACAUCGUUUGGAAGUGAACAUCAACAAUUUUGGCUGCAAGUUUCCAGAAUACAUCGACGGUUGGAGCAGAAGCAUUGAGGAUUGGUGUAAAUGGGCCAUGGGUCACUAAAUCAUACCUUGAAAUGAUUCUUGAAAGUAGAGGUGUACCACGCCUUAAUACACCACCACUUUUGUCUAAUACAUCUACCACUAUUGUUCAAGAAAGGUUGAUUACUGCACCAAAGCCUCUUCGAAUUGCUUCGAACCUUGUGUUUGAAGAUUUAUCUCAGCCAUGGACUCAAUCGCCAACAAAAUCCCAAAUGGAACCUGUACUAGCAACUUGGCAUUUUGUCUCACCAGAUCCUCCACUUGCUGAUGGCUCUGUCAUUGGGAUAGCCUGCAGCUUGUUCCAAUGCCUGAUUCAUAUGACUUGGAUAAGGGAUUGCUUCUUGCUGUUCAAGCAAUACAGUUACAUAUGUUUAAUGUCACUUCUGAUACAAGGAAAAGGACAGUUCAAUUGCUCUACUCCUGGUAUACAAGCCGAUCUUUGUAAUGCUACAAAUCCUGAAUGCUCUCCUUAUGUACUCAGGGUUAUUCCUGGAAAAACAUACUGA
Messenger RNA from Camellia sinensis, 635 nucleotides. The record is from RefSeq and is a predicted model, not a curated record. NCBI's taxonomy places the organism in Eukaryota, Viridiplantae, Streptophyta, Magnoliopsida, Ericales, Theaceae.